AAAAUGUUUGUUUCUGUUCAAGGUGACAUCUAAAAACUUCAUUUUUGGUGGAAAAUUCAUUUUUGUGUGGAAGAUAUAUUCUAGAAAUUGCAUCCAUUUUGCUGAGCUCUACAGAAUACAUGGAAGGACUAUUGGAGUUACUUGCUCUUUUUAUUUAAUUAGUGGAUGCUGCUGUUUAUCAGUAGCAAAUACAGUCAUGAGCUCUGUUUAGCAGAGCGGUUGGUUUUGUACAUUUGGAUAAGUGAUGGAUGAUGACUUGGGUAUGAGGGGGCUACCUAGUCACCGUCUUGAUGAAGAUGCUACGCGCACAUCAACAUCAGAAGGCCUGGAAGAGGGAGAAGUGGAAGGGGAGACUCUCUUGAUUGUUGAGUCAGAGGACCAGAUGUCUGUAGACUUUUCUCACGAUCAAAGUGGAGAUUCUUUCAAUAGUGACAUUGGAGAAGAAGGUGAAAGUUCAUGGAGAGAUGAACUGACCUAUUAUUGCGACAGAUGUCAGAAAUGGAUACCUUCAAGUCAUCUGAGAGGAGACCCACCUAGUUAUCUGAAGGGGGACAACUUUUUUAAGUUUACUUGUGCGGACUGCUCUGAAGAUGGGAAGGAACAUGCGGAGCGAUUAAAGCUGACAUGGCAGCAACAACAGGAAAAAAACUUCUACAUGGUGGAGUACAGUAGCUGGUUGUCUGUCUGUGGGAAGCCCCUUACUUUUCCGAUCUGGAGCUCAAGAGUUUGGAGAACCAGGAUGGUGGAAGUUGGUUCAUAACAGACCCCCUGUUCUCAGGCCUGAAGGUGAGAAACUGUCCACCUCGGCACUGAAGGCAAAAGUAGCUUCAAAACCUCCUCUGGACCCCAUCAUUACAGUGGAGGGACUCAGGAAGAGAGUCAGUCGUAAUCCCGUGGAGACUGCCAUGGAAUUAAAGGAGAAACGUUCCCGAACUCAGGAAGCAAAAGACAUUAGAAGAGCCCAGAAGGAAGCAGCUGGCUUCACUGGAGACCGGAGUGCAUCAUCUACACCUGUGAAAUUCACAAGUAGAGGUCGCAGGCCCGAACUUUAUCUUGAAAAAGGAGAGGUGAUAGACUUUGCAUCCCUGAGUUCCUCUGAUCGCACUCCACUGACCAGCCCCUCACCUUCUCCAUCUCUGGAUUACUCUGCUCCAGGAACCCCGGCUUCUCAUUCAGCCACUCCCAGCCUACUGUCUGAAGCAGACCUUAUUCCAGAUGUCAUGCCACCACAAGCCCUUUUCCAUGACGAUGAAGAGCUGGAUGGAGAUGGAGUUAUUGAUCCUGGAAUGGAAUACAUCCCACAGUCUAGUUUAUCUUCAGUCUCAGGUGGCCUUGGGUCUGGCAGGAAGAAAAUCAGAGGCCCUGGACAGAUCAAACAAGAGGAUGAAAGUGAAGAGGAGAAAAAUGAGAGAACUGGGGAUGACAGUGAAGAAACUGAGGACUCAAAUCCAUCUCUUCCUGGGAGAAGUCAUGAAAAGAGGAAGUCUCGUCUGGAGCCUGAUGAUAAGCCAAAAGCUCCUAAAUAUGUGCCACUUAGUUUGUAUGAAGAGAAGCUACUCCUUUGGAAACUAGAGGCUUAUGCAACUGCUUUGAGCAUGACCCCAGCAGCAAAGCGGUUGAAACGUAAAUUACUGAUAAGACAAGCCAAAAGAGAGAGGGGAUUGCCCAUCUUUGACUUGGACCAGGCAGUGAAUGCCACUCUCUCAUUGGUUGGUGAAAUGUAUGGAGCCAAAAAUGGUGAUGAGCUAAGAGCCUCUGCCAGUGUAGCUACAUAUCGGACAACUAGCCAAGAGUUUAGAAUACUUGAUAGGUUCCAGACAGUUUUGCCACUUCGGAAGGGCUAUCUGCAACAAGCCAAGAAAUUUAUUCACAGAUUAAUUGGCUCUGAAGAGGCACUUAUUGAUCGCAGUAUCAUCAGUCCAUACACUUCUCGGAUUCUUAAACCUUAUAUCAGACGUGAUUUUGAGACCAAGCCUCCAAAACUCCGUUUGCUUGCAGAAAUACGGGCCUACCCACAUCGAGGUGAUCCUAACUGGCAACCAGAGCCUGAGGCUCCUAUUGAUUACUGCUAUGUUCGUCCUUGUCACAUUCCUACAGUAAACUCUAUGUGCUGUGAAUUUUUCUGGCCAGGAAUCGACUUAUCUGAAUGCUUGCAGUAUCCAGAUUUCAGUGUUGUAGUCCUUUACAAAAAAGUCAUAAUUGGCUUUGGUUUUAUGGUACCAGAUGUCAAAUACAGCGAAGCUUACAUUUCAUUCCUUUUUGUCCAUCCUGAGUGGAGGAAAUCUGGGAUUGGAAACUUUGUGAUAUACCACCUUAUUCAGACAUGCAUGGGGAAAGAUGUGACCAUCCAUGUUUCUGCCAGCAAUCCAGCUGUGCUGUUGUAUCAGAAGUUUGGAUUUCAGAUUGAAGAAUAUAUAUUGGACUUCUAUGACAAAUAUUUUCCUUUGGACAGCAAAGAAUGCAAGCAUGCAUUUUUCUUACGGAUGAGAAGAUAAUGACUUAAGCCAAUAAACAGUGUAUCUGAAUAUGUAGUCAGGAUGCAUUAAGGGCACUACAGGCCACUGUUUUCGAAGAUUUUCCAAGUACAUUCUUGAUUUUUUUUUUCUUGAAGCUCCAGUAAUGACAUUAUUCAUAAAUGUCAGAUGUAUUUACAUUUUGUAGCAAACUGAUGCAAGACCUUGAUCAUCAUUGCCUGAUUCCACAGUUUAAUUUGAAAGUGAAUCAUUCUGUAAUAAUAAAAGAAAAAAUCUGCCAAUCUUAA
Molecule: messenger RNA, 2761 nt
Organism: Protopterus annectens (West African lungfish)
Lineage: Eukaryota; Metazoa; Chordata; Ceratodontiformes; Protopteridae
Gene: KAT14
Product: lysine acetyltransferase 14
Molecular function (GO): acyltransferase activity, transferring groups other than amino-acyl groups
Source: RefSeq, a predicted model, not a curated record